GACAACUUGACACAUCGAUAUAACCUCAUUGACAGAACAAUCUGUUGAACUUAAGGAUAAAAUAAUCAUCAAUCAUCUAUUGCCAAUUCAAAUCACAAUCAUGAUUUGCGCAAGUUUCAACAAUGUGAUUGUCCUGUUUGUUAUUUUCAAACUCGCCUUUGUUUCUGUCGCUCAGGGUCUGCUCGCGAUCCCCUCACCAGAGUCUGUAGCGUCGACUUUGAAUUUAUCAAGUGGAUCCAUGAAUACUUCAACUACCCGAUCAUCUAGAACAUUAAUUACCACUCUGGUGAUUAUUACAGGUGGAUUCGAGCCCACUGCCACCCUCACAAUUGUGGCUCCCUUACCAACCUCCACCGUGUCUUUCACUUCGACUUCUACUACCACCUCUAUUUUGACUUCCACUUCGCCUUCUAUCUCAGACUCAACCUCAAAGUCUACCGCCAUUACUGUUGCUUCAUUUUCCACUCCCGCUUCCUUUUCAAAUUCAGCUCAGAUUACCGGCUCUAGCUCAACUUCUACUUCUACCGCCGGUACACAGACUAAGAGUAUCUCCAGUAACACUGCAAGUCCAACUCAGAGCUUAGGACAGAAAGGCAUGGAGACAAAUUACUUCACGACAGCGUUUAUGAUUGUUUUGGGAUUGGUUGCCACUUUAGUAUUCACUAUUUAGUGCAAUCAAGGAAAGGAAAUGUGUUCACCGGUGGGAAAAUAUUGAGCUAUCAGUUUGAGAGUUGAGCUUUUACGGGAUAGCCAAUUUGGUGGAUGAAUACAUAAUUUUUCAAAAAUAUGCCGCCA
Messenger RNA from Botrytis cinerea B05.10, 795 nucleotides. RefSeq lists its product as hypothetical. The record is from RefSeq and is a predicted model, not a curated record. NCBI's taxonomy places the organism in Eukaryota, Fungi, Ascomycota, Leotiomycetes, Helotiales, Sclerotiniaceae. The transcript is spliced from 2 exons. Bases 101 to 670 code for a protein of 189 amino acids.